GGGCUUUCCUUUAAAUCACGAACAAUGGUUCUUAUUACAUAAAAUGAAAGUAGAUAUGAUGGGAUUUUUUCAGAUUAUUUAAAACACCAAAAAUCAGAUCUUAUCAUCAGUGAAUAUGGACUCCAUGGGAACUUCACGAAUUGAGACAGCCAUACAACGUAUAUCGGAGUCGGUAUUCGUUGGACUGUGUAAUAUAGCCGGAACUUCACAAAUGGUUGCUAUGAGGAGGGAUAUGAUGGAAAUCAAUGAUAUUUUGAAUUGUAAACCCACAGACAGUAGAGGGUACACUUUGAUGUUGAGUGGAAGUAAAAAAGAAGGAUUCAGGUUGAAGGGAUCAGAUAUAGACAUUAUGAUGUGGCCAAAUAAUCAUCGUGUGAUCUCGAAAUUGUCUCAAUUUCAGUAUUACAACAUAAACAGACAAACACUAAUUCUAAGUGACUGCUCCAAUAGUCCACCAGGAUUUACUUUGUUAUAUUUAAUUAAUCCAAGCACGCAUGGAUUGAUCCGAAAAGCUUGUGUUAAAAUGAAUGAGAGACAGUGUGUAUCUAGUUCUAAAUACAGACAGGUUUGGUGUUCUAUUUCACCUGGCUUCACUCAACAUGGACCUUGUAUCUAUCAAGAAGAUUCUGAUUUUGAUCAAGCUAUCUCUCUUUAUAGUGACUUUUGGCCCCCAUCUGCCUCCUCAUGGAUAGACAGAUGUCACUCAUGGCCCCAGCCUCAUGUUGUUGAUGAUAUAGUAAAAAAUGGAUGUCACUUUGUAGCAAUCGGACAUAAGCUAGGUAGACAUGAAAACCAUGAAUGGAGAAUUUCUUUCUCCCUGGCAGAACAAAAACUUGUGUAUGCAAUGAACCACAGUCAAGCCUUAACUUUUAUCUUGCUCAAGUUGUUCAUAAAAGAAAUAAUUAAUAAUGAAAUAGCUGAUGAUGACAAAUUAUUGUGUUCCUAUCACAUGAAGACAGCAGUUUUCUGGGUGAUUCAACAAAAUAUAAUACCUCACUGCUGUCCACAAAAUCUCCUGGAAGGUUUCUGGGUCUGUUUUAAACUCCUUCUCAAAUGGGUAUAUGAGGGGGUUUGUCCUAACUUUUUUAUCCCAGAAAACAACAUGUUUUUGACUAAAAUAUAUGGUGAAGCACAAAACCAAUUAUUUAUGAGACUGUUUGGGUUGUAUGAGAAGGGUUUAGCAUCGCUGCUACACAGUCCUUCUAUUAGCCCUUUUAUUAUUAAUGUCCUUUUUAACCCUAGACUCUCCAUCUGUACAAAUGAACAUACUCUGAUUUCUGAAACUAUGUUUGAUUUAAAAGUAUUUGAAGAAUUAUACGCUAAAAACACACCAUUCAUACAAAAUCUACAAAGGAGUUUUAUGUAUCUACACAAAAUAGAAUAUAUGAUAAAUUUACCACUCCUGACACAGAGUUAAGUCCCUGUGAUACAGAAACAUACAGUUGCUUUACUUCAGCAAACUGCUUUUGUAUUACAGAUGGAAACUGACACUCAAAGAAACAAAGUAAGGUACAGAACUGACAAAAUCUCUUGUCACAUGCUGAAAUUAGCAUCCAAGUUUGGUUGUAUUACUGACAUGCUGUUUAUAGUCAUGUAUUAUUACAAAACACUUAGGUACGUGGAAGCUUUAAAUAUUAUAGCGAAUAUAAAGAUCAAGUUAAAACAGCCUUAUGUAAUGAACAGAUUCAUUGUAGAUGAAGAGAAGUAUACUGAGGCUUUAGGGGGACAGUCCUUGUCUACCAAGAUGAGACGGGCUGUAGCAACGGAUAUCCUAUAUGGCUACACAACUCCAUACAUCCAAGAAUUGAUACUAGAACAGGAGACAUCCUCAGAGAAAAUAGUAGCAUUAUAUAUUCCAUCUUUGGUAAUGUUAUACAUGCUAGAAAUCUUGUGCUACAGACAUGUAGACACAAUGGCAGCACAAAGAGCUCUAGAUGAUCUACAGACCCUAGUUCACUCUGAUCCAGGACUACUUAUAGAUCCAAGUCUCAGAGAUAUAUCCUGGCAGAUCCUAGGUAUUUGUCAACAUGUGACAGGUCACUAUCAGGAUUCUUUAGACUCGUUCGAAGAAUCUCUUGCACAAAAAAAUGAAAAUGAAAUUCAUACAGCUACAGAAGUGAGAAUUGAUACCUGGAAUUCGCCCGAAUUCUUCUGAUGGAAUUUAUCAUCUAUAUAUCUACCCUCAUUUCUCUUUUACGACUUACAUUCAAGCUCCAUAUAUUUCUACAACAAAUACUCGAAUUUGAUUGGAUUAUGAUAAAGCAAUGUAAAAAAGUCGGAAAAACCCGGGAAUGCAAUGAUUAGCCCCCGUAUCCUCUAACAGAAUCAAAGCACGUGUAAUAAAAGAUCCCUCUUUAAUAAUAAAUUGUUGAAACCUCCACCUAAAUUUAAUUUUUCGUAUAGUGUAAAUAAUUAAAUAAAUUUAAGUUUACUGAAAUUUUUUUAUUGUAAUCAAUAAGUGUCCUCCUUGAAUGUGAAAGUCUGAAAUAUUGUAUAACUGUGCUUUGUAAUGGUAAUUACGGUUCCAUGUCUUACCGGGGUAGGAGAGGCAGAGAUUGACCAAUCAAAAUCUGGCCAAUCAAAAUAUAACAAAUGAAAUUCUGACCACUCGGUGUGUUACUCUGCCUUUUUUUCCAUCUAUAUCCUUGCAGGACGGACGUUUUUUCUCCGCCAUUUUUGUUUGUUGUUUAAAUUUAUGUUUUAGCGUUUUCAGACCCAAUUUUUUAUGAUUUUUCUGUUAAAUCUAAGUGGUAAUAACUGUAAAUUUGGAUUACCUUUCUUUACAAAAUUUGUUUUAUUUCUCAUUUUGAUAUCUUGUGUCUGCUAAAUGUUAUAUGUCAUUGUUAAUAAUACUUUUGAGAAUUUCAAACAAAUUAUUAAACGUCACAAAGGUGGCAACACACGACAAACUGUUUUUCUCAUUGAAGGAUAAGAUAAGGUGUUCUACCGUUGAAAGGAUUAUGGGAAGAAAUUAUCCAGUUGAUUGGUAACCGGGGUAUCAAAAUACUUAUUGCAUUAAAAUAAAAACAGAUAAUGAGAUGUAUGUAGUAUGUUU
Saccostrea cuccullata (small rock oyster) is the source of this 3055-nucleotide messenger RNA. RefSeq lists its product as uncharacterized. Bases 116 to 1417 code for a protein of 433 amino acids. Lineage: Eukaryota; Metazoa; Mollusca; Bivalvia; Ostreida; Ostreidae. The transcript is spliced from 2 exons. The record is from RefSeq and is a predicted model, not a curated record.